This is a messenger RNA of Meloidogyne enterolobii, 336 nucleotides long. Lineage: Eukaryota; Metazoa; Nematoda; Chromadorea; Rhabditida; Meloidogynidae. The record is from the annotation of a GenBank genome assembly.
AUGACUAGCAAUAGCAAAUACACAAAUUAUUUUAUAUUUGAAAAAACUAAAAUUUCCUGUCGGCAAGAAAAUUGUGAUUAUUUUUAUGCACCGAAAAAUGAAAGUGGUUUUCCAACGACUUCUUUGCGUAAACAUUUAGAGCGAAGGCAUCCAUCAGUGUUUUCUGAGCUCCUCCAAUUCGAAAAAUCAGAAAAAGAGAUGGGUGAUGGAACAGAAAAACUUAAACAGACAAGUUUAAAAAGAAUAUUUUCCAUUUCUGCCGGUUCGGCUUCAACAUCCCAAGGAAUGACAACAACAAAACAGCCGAAAAUAGAAGAAUCAUUUAGUAAGAAUUAA